Alternaria rosae is the source of this 2503-nucleotide messenger RNA. RefSeq names its product terpenoid cyclases/protein prenyltransferase alpha-alpha toroid. Gene Ontology annotation, biological process: ergosterol biosynthetic process; triterpenoid biosynthetic process. Bases 129 to 2366 code for a protein of 745 amino acids. Gene Ontology annotation, molecular function: lanosterol synthase activity. Gene Ontology annotation, cellular component: lipid droplet. The transcript has 3 exons. Lineage: Eukaryota; Fungi; Ascomycota; Dothideomycetes; Pleosporales; Pleosporaceae. The record is from RefSeq and is a predicted model, not a curated record.
CUUUGCCAAGACGUCCGACCCAGGGUAACUCACCGCAGCACAAGGCCAGGCCACCUCCAUCCCGCCUUUCCAACAUGAGUGGAGAAGUGUAGGACAACAUCGAAGACUCUGCAGACCAAGCAUCCAUAAUGUCGCGCCUCAAUGGCACUACUAACGGCGCUACAAAGCGCAGCGCAAGCCAGAAGAUACUGAACGACGCAGUAGGCGUGACAAAGAGCAACGAGGGAGAUGAAAAGACGGACUACACAAGAUGGAGACUCAAGGACGACCGAGGAUGUCAGACAUGGCAUUACCUGCAAAGCGACGAGGAGAUCAAGGCGUGGCCACAAAGCACAGCGGACAAGUAUUUCCUAGGCCUCGACACGGAACAACCAACUCUUGCGCCCGCAAAGACACCCCUUGAAGCUGCCCACAAUGGCCUCACCUUCUUCUCCCAACUCCAGCUCCCACCUGGCAACUGGGCUUGCGAAUACGGCGGUCCCAUGUUCCUCCUCCCUGGCCUCGUAGUCACUUGGUAUGUCACCGAGACACCAAUACCAGCGUCGCAUGCGAUCGAGAUCAAGAACUACCUCUUUGCCCGCGCGAAUCCAGAAGACGGUGGCUGGGGGCUACAUAUUGAGGGAGAGAGUACCGUGUUCGGUACGGCAAUGAACUAUACCGUCCUCAGGCUGCUUGGCGUCGAUGCAGAAGAUCCCAGAAUGCGGAAAGCGCGAGACACACUUUGGAAACUGGGCGGCGCGCUCAACGGUCCGCAUUGGGCAAAGUUCUGGUUGAGCGUGUUGGGUGUGACGGAAUGGGAUGUUGUCAAUCCCUGUCCACCUGAGCUAUGGCUGCUGCCAGACUGGGUCCCUAUUGCGCCGUGGAGGUGGUGGAUACAUAUGCGACAGGUCUUUCUGCCCAUGUCCUAUGUCUAUUCCAAGAAGUGGUCAUACCCGCUCAACGACCUUACACGUCAAUUGCGGGCCGAGCUGUUGAUGGAGCCAUUUGAGAAGAUCAACUUUGGCGCACGGCGGAAUACUAUUGCCCCGACGGACAAUUACCAUGCGAAAUCUUGGAUGCUCAAGGUCUUGUUCUGGUUCCUGGCCGCUAUAUGGUUCCCAUACAUCAGGCCCACUUGGAUGGUAAAGCGUGCUGAAGAGCAUGUAUGGUGGCUGAUCGAAGCCGAGGAUGAGAACACCGAUUUUGCUAAUUUGGGUCCUGUCAACGGUCCCAUGAACAUGUUGGCUGCUUAUGUCAGAGAAGGACCCAAGUCCCAUGCUGUUCGUGAGCAUCUUAAGACUCUUCCGGAGUUCCUCUGGGUAAAGGACGAAGGUAUGCUUAUGAACGGCACAAACGGUGUACAGACGUGGGACACCGCAUUCCUCAUUCAAGCCGUUGAGUCUUGCGGCUGGGCAAAGGAUACGAAAUGGAAGCACAUGCUUACAAAGAGUCUUGAGUUCUUAGAAGACCAGCAGAUUCUGGAAGAAACCCGAGAUCAACAUGCAUGCUAUCGUCAACAACGCAAAGGUGCCUGGGGCUUUAGUACACGAAAGCAGGGGUACACAGUCAGCGACUGCACAUCUGAGGGUCUCAAGAGCACGCUUAUUCUCCAGCGGGAUAACGAAUUCCCUGAACUUAUCAACGAACGCCGCGUGAAGGACGCCAUUGACGUCCUGCUGACCAUGCAGAACGCGUCUGGUGGCUGUGCUUCCUAUGAGCCGACACGGGGCAGCGUGCUCCUCGAACACCUUAACGCAGCAGAAGUCUUCGGCAACAUCAUGAUAGAGUAUGACUACCCCGAAUGCACGACCGCUGUCGUUACCGCACUCGACAUGUUCCAACACCAUUAUCCCGAUUACCGUGCCGCGGAAAUCUCUGCCUUUCGCGAUCGGGCGGUGGCAUACAUUCGGGCUGCCCAACGCCCAGACGGGUCUUGGUACGGCAGCUGGGGUAUAUGCUUCACCUAUGCCGGCAUGUUUGCUCUUGAGUCACUCAAGUGCUCUGGUGAGCAGUACGACAACUCUGAACGUGUGAGAAGGGCGUGUCAGUUCUUCCUAGACAAACAAAUGGAAGAUGGAGGCUGGGGCGAGACAUACAAGAGCUGCGAGACCGGUGUCUGGCAGCAGCAUCCGCGCAGUCAGGUUGUCCAGACUGCUUGGGUGGUCAUCGCAAUGAUUGAGGGCGGGUUUCCACACAAGGAACCACUUGAAAGAGCUGUCAAGCUCAUCAUGCAGAGACAGCAAGCAAAUGGAGAGUGGCUGCAGGAGGCUAUUGAGGGAGUGUUCAAUAAGUCUUGUAUGAUUUCCUAUCCGAAUUACAAGUUCAUCUUCCCGAUCAAGGCGCUGGGAAUGUAUGCAAAGCACUUCGGCGAUGACGCGUUACUCUGAAGCAGUCUAUACGAACUUAGUCCUACAGUUGAUAGGCUAGGGAGACGAGGACGAGUACGAGUGGACAGGGCUGUAUAUAUCAACUCAAUAAUACUAAUAUCAUGAUCAAGCUCCUGUAUAUACAGGGAGCAUACAAA